Molecule: messenger RNA, 5463 nt
Organism: Menidia menidia (Atlantic silverside)
Lineage: Eukaryota; Metazoa; Chordata; Actinopteri; Atheriniformes; Atherinopsidae
Source: the annotation of a GenBank genome assembly
AUGUCAUUGCUUUGCGUUGGAGUGAAGAAAGGCAAGCUGGAUGGACCCCAAGAGAAGUUCAACACGUACGUGACCCUGAAGGUGCAGAAUGUUAAGAGCACCACCAUCGCCGUGCGCGGCAGCCAGCCGUGCUGGGAGCAGGACUUCAUGUUCGAAAUAAGCCGGCUGGACCUGGGCCUGACGGUGGAGGUGUGGAACAAGGGCCUGAUCUGGGACACCAUGGUGGGCACCGUCUGGAUCCCCCUGCGCAGCAUACGCCAAUCCAAUGAGGAGGGCCCAGGUCAGUGGCUGACUCUGGACUCCAACGUGAUCAUGGCUGAAAAUGAGAUCUGUGGAACCAAAGACCCGACCUUCCACAGGCUCCUCCUCGACACCCGCUUUGAACUGCCAUUAGACAUUCCAGAGGAGGAGGCCCGAUACUGGGCCAAGAAGCUGGAACAGCUCAACGCAAUGAGAGACCAAGAUUACGCCUAUCAGGAGGAGCAGGAGCGACCCCUCCACGCGCCAUCGACUCAGUGCUGUAAUUGGAGUCUGUGGGGAGAUCAGCAGAAUGAGGAUCCGGACAGCGCUGUGGACGACCGGGACAGCGACUACCGCAGCGAGACCAGCAACAGCAUCCCGCCCCCUUACUACACCACCUCCCAGCCCAACGCCUCCAUGCACCAGUAUCCCAUGAGGCACCAGCACUACGGCCACUCCUACGGCGACGACGUCCCCGAGCUGGACUACGAUCACAGAACCAUGAGACACUAUGAUAGUUUAGACUCCGCCACCAACGGGCGCAGCGAUAUCGACUCAGGCUCCGGCUCGAGCCGACGCACCAGUCGUCAGUAUUCUCUAGACAGUAGGCACUCGCUGUCCGAUAGCCCCACGGACAGCCGCUACGCCUCGUCGGGCGACCUGAGCCGGGGCAGCUCCCAGCUCAGCGAGGGCUUCGUCCCCGGGGACGGCGAGAGCCUGCGGGGCUCCGAGUUCUACGACGAGAACGACUCCUACCACUCCUGCCACUCCUCCGUCAGCUACGGCAAAGAGGACUCCCCGGGCUGGGAGGGCGAGGACCCCCAGGGCGCCUACAGCGACGAGGGGGGCUACCUCAAAGAUGGCGGCGAGGGGGGCGCCCUGUACGACGAAGAGGAGGGCGAGUACCACUACGAGGACGAGGAGGAGAUCCCGUACGAGGACGAGGAUCUGUACCCCCUGGAUGGCGUGCAAAGUGAAGACCAGGAGCCGCCCUACACCCCGACGCCCCCCACUACUGCUCCCGGCCUGAUUCCCCCCCCCGAAGGCCCGGGGACCACCAGGCCGCCAUUGGAGAAGCAGGCCUCUCUGCACCACCAGCAGCAGCAGGCCGGCGACCAGCUCCAGCCGGUCGCCACGGCGACCGAACCGCCGCCCGUCUCCCAGGACACCCCCUUCCCCUUCCCAUCACUCACAGCCGACCCCACCAGGCCGCCGUUUGCCCCCCUACAGCAGGACCCGCCCGCCAUGGCAACGACGCCGUCCACGAUUCAGGCUCAGGCUCAGAACCAGGACCCAAAGCCCCCAGAGCUGGAGCCCCAAGCCGAGGCGCCCCUGGAGGAGUCCCCCCACUUCGAGCAGCCUCCGGGAAUAGAAACGCCCUCAGCUCCCGUCGAGAAAGCCGAGGAGCCCCCGGUUCCCAGCUUCCCAAAGAGGGAGAUGAUGGAGCCCGGUCCUGCCAGAGCCAAGGCCAACUGGCUCAGACUGUUCAGCCGAGUGCGACUACAGUUACAGGAGGCCAGAGGAGAAAGUGUGGGCAUUGCCUCUCUGCUUUUAUCAGCGGGCAUGGGUGGUGCUCUGUACAGCAUCGACAGCAUGCCAGACCUCAGGAAGAGGAAAGCUAUGCCCCUGGUCAGAGAUCUGUCCUUGGUCCAGAACUCCCGGAAGGCGGGCAUCACUUCAGCUCUGACGUCCAGCACCCUGCAUAACGAAGAACUGAAGAGUCACGUCUACAAGAAGACCCUGCAGGCUCUCAUCUAUCCCAUCUCCUGCACCACCCCGCACAAUUUUGAGGUGUGGACGGCCACCACGCCCACGUACUGCUACGAGUGUGAGGGCCUCCUGUGGGGCAUCGCCCGCCAGGGCAUGCGCUGCACCGAAUGUGGGGUCAAGUGCCACGAGAAGUGCCAGGACCUGCUCAACGCAGACUGCCUGCAAAGAGCAGCAGAGAAGAGCUCCAAACAUGGAGCCGAGGACCGAACCCAGAACAUCAUCAUGGUCCUGAAGGACCGCAUGAAGAUCCGCGAGAGGAACAAACCCGAGAUCUUUGAGCUCAUCCAGGAGGUAUUCUCAGUCCUCAAGGCCACCCACGUCACCCAUAUGAAGCAGAUCAAGCAGAGCGUGCUCGACGGAACAUCAAAAUGGUCGGCCAAGAUCAGCAUCACAGUGCUGUGUGCUCAAGGUCUGCAGGCCAAAGAUAAAACCGGUUCCAGUGAUCCUUACGUAACGGUCCAGGUGGGAAAGACCAAAAAGAGGACCAAGACCAUCUACGGCAACCUCAAUCCAGUCUGGGAGGAGACGUUUAACUUUGAGUGUCACAACUCCUCAGACCGCAUUAAGGUGCGAGUCUGGGACGAGGACGACGACAUUAAGUCUCGGGUGAAGCAGAAGUUCAAACGAGAGUCCGACGACUUCCUGGGGCAAACCAUCAUUGAGGUCCGCACCCUGAGCGGAGAGAUGGACGUCUGGUACAAUCUGGACAAACGAACGGACAAGUCGGCGGUUUCUGGGGCGAUCCGCAUGCACAUUAGUGUGGAGAUCAAAGGAGAAGAGACGGUUGCCCCGUAUCACGUCCAGUACACUUGCCUGCACGAGAACCUCUUCCAUUAUGUGACCGACAUCCAGAAUAACGGCGUGGUCAAGAUCCCCGACGCUAAAGGAGACGAUGCGUGGAAGGUCUACUUUGAGGAGACUCCCCAGGAGAUAGUGGACGAGUUUGCCAUGCGCUACGGCGUGGAGUCCAUUUACCAGGCCAUGACCCACUUUGCCUGCUUGUCGUCUAAGUACAUGUGCCCGGGAGUGCCCGCUGUGAUGAGCACCCUGCUGGCCAACAUCAAUGCCUACUACGCACACACCACCCAGGCCACCAACAACGUGUCUGCCUCCGACCGCUUCGCCGCUUCCAACUUCGGGAAAGAGCGAUUCGUGAAACUUCUAGAUCAGCUGCACAACUCUCUGAGGAUCGACCUGUCCAUGUACCGAAACAACUUUCCAGCCAGCAGUCCUGAAAGGCUCCAGGACCUCAAGUCCACAGUGGACCUUCUCACCAGUAUCACCUUCUUCAGAAUGAAGGUCCAGGAGCUCCAGUCUCCACCCAGAGCCAGUCAGGUAGUGAAGGACUGCGUGAAAGCUUGCCUCAACUCCACCUACGAGUACAUCUUUAAUAACUGCCAUGAGCUCUACAGUCGGGAGUACCAGACAGACCCGGCCAAGCAGGGCGCUGUGCCCCCAGAGGAGCAGGGACCCAGCAUCAAGAACCUGGACUUCUGGUCCAAGCUGAUCACACUCAUCGUCUCCAUCAUAGAGGAGGACAAGAACUCCUACACCCCCUGCCUAAAUCAAUUUCCCCAGGAGCUCAAUGUGGGAAAAAUCAGUGCUGAAGUGAUGUGGAACCUGUUUGCUCAGGAUAUGAAGUAUGCUAUGGAGGAACACGAGAAGAACCGCCUGUGCAAGAGUGCAGACUACAUGAACCUGCACUUCAAGGUGAAGUGGCUGUACAACGAGUACUGCAAAGACCUGCCCUUCUUCAAGAGCAGGGUGCCUGAAUACCCGGCGUGGUUCGAGCCGUUCGUCAUCCAGUGGCUGGACGAGAACGAGGAGGUCUCCCGUGACUUCCUGCACGGCGCGUUGGAAAGAGACAAGAAAGACGGGUUCCAGGUCACGUCAGAACACGCUCUCUUCUCCUGCUCGGUGGUGGACGUGUUUUCCCAGCUCAACCAAAGCUUCGAGAUCAUCAGGAAGUUAGAGUGUCCGGACCCACAGAUCGUGGGGCACUACAUGAAGCGAUUUGCAAAGACCAUCAGCAACGUCCUGCUGUCCUACGCUGAUAUCAUCUCCAAACUCUUUGCCAACUACGUUACGAUGGAGAAAGUGCCCUGUAUCCUGAUCAACAACAUCCAGCAGCUGAGGGUUCAGCUGGAGAAGAUGUUUGAGGCCAUGGGUGGAAAAGACCUGUGUGUGGAGGCCAGCGACUUCCUGAAAGACCUGCAGGUCAAGCUGAACAACGUCAUGGACGACUUGAGCCGGGUCUUCGCGGUCAGUUUCCAGCCUCACAUUGAGGAGAACGUGAAGCAGAUGGGAGACAUCUUGGCUCAAGUGAAGGGAACAUCGAACGUGGGGAAUGCCAGCAGCGUGGCCCAAGAUGCCGACAACGUCCUCCAGCCAAUCAUGGAGUUUUUGGACAGCAACCUGACUCUGUUCGCUAAGAUCUGUGAGAAGACGGUGCUGAAACGCGUGCUGAAGGAGCUGUGGAAGCUGGUGAUGAACACCAUGGAGAAGACCAUCGUCCUGCCGCCCCUCACGGACCAAACGGGGAGGCUGAAGAGUGCUUCUCACAGCGAUGGCACGCAGCUGAUCUUUAACGCUGCCAAAGAGCUCGGGCAGCUGUCCAAGCUGAAGGAGCACAUGGUUCGGGAGGAAGCCAAAGCACUAACACCCAAGCAGUGCGCUGUGAUCGAGCUGGCUCUGGACACCAUCAAGCAAUAUUUCCAUGCUGGCGGGGUGGGUCUGAAGAAGACCUUCCUGGAGAAGAGUCCUGACCUGCAGUCGCUGCACUACGCGCUGUCCCUCUACACACAGGCCACCGACAAGCUCAUAAAGACUUUCGUACAGUCGCAGAACGCACAAGUGUUCGGCGGGAAGGGGGUGAGAUUCACCACUAGUGAGGAUGUUUACCCAGAAAAGGGCUCCGGGGUGGACGACGCCGUGGGAGAGGUGUCCAUCCACGUGGAGAUUUUCACUCAUCCCAACACUGGAGAGCACAAAGUCACCGUUAAAGUGGUGGCUGCCAACGACCUGAGGUGGCAGACGCAGGGGAUUUUCCGCCCGUUCGUGGAGGUCUUCAUCAUCGGGCCUCACCUGAGCGACAAGAAGAGGAAGUACGCCACCAAGUCCAAAAACAACAGCUGGGCCCCCAAAUACAACGAGACCUUUACCUUCACCCUGAGCAGCGAGGUGGGCCCCGAGUGCUACGAGCUGCAGGUGUGUGUGAAGGACUACUGCUUCGCGCGGGAGGACCGCACGGUGGGCAUGGCCGUGCUGCAGCUGAAGGACGUGGCCUCCAAGGGCAGCGUGGCCUGCUGGCUGCCGCUGGGCAAGCGCGUGCACAUGGACGAGACGGGCCUCACCGUGCUGCGCAUCCUGUCCCAGCGGAACAACGACGACGUGGCCAAGGAGUUCGUCAAGCUCAAGUCGGACCAGCGCUCCGCCGAGGAGGGGCGGGGCUAA